UGAAGUUUAAGAUCCUGGUUUAUGUUUACUCCACUUUAAGGAGGAGUUACUGAGGCAGUGGUUUGUCCAUGUGUGGGAACAACUGAUCAAGAGUGCCACUUCUCAGGGAUGUUCCCCAGAGGACACCUAAGUGGACAGGAUGAGCCUUAUGAAUCAGAGCUACUUCCACUCUCGCCCAAGGGGCGAGACUUACAGAAGAAGAGAUCACAGAGCCCCAAAGUGGGGCAAAGCCUGCACAGAACACUACAGAAGUGCCUGCAGGGGCCAGAGGAUAAGUCCCUUCAUGACCCAUCAUCAGUGGACACUACCUGCAGCAAAGCUGACCUCACCCCAUCUCGGAAAAAAAACAGUUCUAAUUGCCAGGAUGGCACUGGGGUUUUGGAGGAUACUAUACCCAGGCCCAUUGAAAAGACCAAAAAUGAAGAACAGAAGGAGGAGAUGGAAGAUGUGGAGGCUGAGCAAGGUGCUAGUAAUGUAGUGGAGCAUAUCCUGAAAGAGCUCAAAGGCAUCAACAAGAUCCAGGAGGAAAUUUCUGACCUGAGGCUUUAUCUAACAUCUGUGCGAGGCUCAGUGGAUGAAGUAUCUUGUUGUGUGGAUGCAGUGCUCAGUGAAAUAGGUGAGCUGUACUCUGGGGCUUCAGCUGCACCUGACUCUAGUUCUGUUUCUCAAACACCCCGCAUCAGGCGAGGAAGCCUGGGUAGACAGAACGCCAUCACAUCUCUUCAUUGUGGAGACACUAGUCCAGUGUUGAAUCACAAAGAUUGCAGAAAAGAUUUUGGAUGUGUACCAUCUCACAGGUCAUCCAAACCAUGGCACACUGGUGAAAAUACUCUCAGUCAGUCAGAUCAGCAAACAGACCAAGAGAACCAAAAGCAGAGUUCAAACAUACACAUGCUAGGCACUACAAAGCCUGACCUCUGCAACCUGGAGCUUCAUCACGGCCAUGACUACCAAAGCAUCAGCUCUUUGUCAUCUUGUCACAGUACCAACUGUCCAGAAGCAGGCUUUCUCUCUGGUGACAUGGAAUAUGACAGGUGGCCUUCUGCUGAUAUGCAGCACAGUAUAAGUGGUGAAGGAGGUUGGAGUGAGGAGGACAUCUGUUCUUGUGCAAACAGUAGAGAAGAGCUAGACAGUUGUCUAGGGGUUUGGGGCAGAUGUGCCACCGUGGAUACACAAAGCAGCACACCUGGUCAUUCUUCACACACCAGCUCUGAGCAUCUCUCAUUGCUGUUUGGACUCCAUUACAACUCUCCUUCCAGCUCUUCUAGUAUGGUAGACUGGAGGCCCUCCAGAAUACAAAAUGAGGAAGAAAACCUGGACUGCAACUGUGCUACAAACUGUCCGUAUUCACGCAGUUCAGGUUACCACACCAUGAAUGCCUGUGCAAAUGAACUGGACAGUGAGCCCUCCAGGAGCCUGAGUUGCUCUACUGUGCUGUUGACAGACUGUGAUGAUGGUUACCCGGAGCCACAUUCACUGUGUGAUGAUUGUCCAUCAUCUGGUGACACUCUUGAUCUGGGGUCCGCUGAGAGUUUGGACAGGGAGUGGACAGAUCCCAGCAUCUCCAGGGAUGAACCAGGAGAAUCUUUGUCACAGGAGUCUUCUGAAAUAGAUUCUGAGGGCACACCCAAGACCCCUAAUGUUGGUUUUGAUGUAACAACGUUUAGCAAGGCCGUACUCUCUUUCAGGUCAGCUUUGAAAGGGGCUUUAAAAAAGUUGGAAGGAUCCAACCCUGAAGGUGUGAAAGAUGAUGAUGGAUCUGAAGCAUCUCCGUCCCCUGUUAGGCAAGCCAGCGAACCCAAGGAGGAGCAGAGCAGUACAGAGUAUACAGAGGGAGACAUUAGUCUGACAGAGAAUCCCGCCCAAUAUGGUACUCCAAGGGAGGACAGUGAGGCCUCAGUGUAUGUGGAUUGUGGGGAGACACCUGAGAACAUGUCAUGCAGUCUUCAAGCAUCCCCUCAUGAGGAAAGCCACUCUCCCUGCACCCCUACUGAGUAUCACUCUGUAGAAAUUUCACAGAGCAAAGGAGAAGGUCCAACAGAUGGGGAACAGUCCAACCUUGACCUAACGCCAAACCACUGCCCAGCAAGGCAGGGCGAGAGACCACUGGGUACAGUGCUCAGUGCAGAUGAGGUGCGGUUAAGUCCAAUCAGGGAGAACCAAAUUCUUGAUGUGGUUGAUCAAGGAAAGCCUACUGAUGCCAGUCACAGAGAACGUAUAGCUAAUUUCCAACGUAUUCUGAGGGAAAAGAGGCAAACCCGUCAUAGGCUGUCCAAAUCUGCUCAGGGGUCCCAAGGGUCCCAUGGCUCUCAAGGGUCUCAGGGAUCCCAAUCUCAAGACGAGUUCAUCCCAGGUAUUUUAAGGAUAUUUUCUCUGACUUUUAUCACUUGCAAGCCCAGUAAUAGCAGCAAAAAAGAAAAGAUGAACGUAAGAUGAUAUAUAAUAUGUGUAGCAUUAUACAGAUGUCAUUUAUAAACCCUUAAUUUGAGAAUCAGCUUUUUUCUCUUUUGAAAUAACUGCCUUGCAAAUCUGCU
Lates calcarifer (barramundi perch) is the source of this 2534-nucleotide messenger RNA. RefSeq lists its product as uncharacterized. The transcript has a single exon. The coding region runs from base 109 to 2436 and encodes 775 amino acids. The record is from RefSeq and is a predicted model, not a curated record. NCBI's taxonomy places the organism in Eukaryota, Metazoa, Chordata, Actinopteri, Centropomidae.